UUUCUUGUGCAGCACCAAUCACUACGCCUAUAAAUUCCACAGCACUACACACAACAUCUGCAUUCAUAUCUUUCUUCUUAUCAUUUCACAAGUCUGCAUUAAGCAUGGGGUUCUCACUUGAGCCCCCAAGUUCAAGGACUAGUGCUAUAGCCAUCAUGUUUUCGUGUUUUUGGUUGAUUUUUCUAGUUCAAUCCUCAGUUGCAAAAGUGAUACAGCUGAAAUGGGAAGUGGAGUACAAGCACUGGUCUCCGGAUUGCAUUGAGAGUGUCGUUAUGGCGAUCAAUGGAACGUUCCCAGGUCCAACCAUCGAGGCUACUGCGGGUGAUACUGUUAAUAUUACGCUCACAAACCAUCUGCACACUGAAGGUGUGGUCAUUCAUUGGCACGGUAUCACCCAGAAAGGGACGCCAUGGGCUGACGGGACUGCAUCCAUCUCUCAGUGUGCUAUAAACGCAGGGGAAACCUUUGUCUACAGUUUUACGGUUGAAAAGGCUGGAACAUUUUUUUACCAUGGGCACUACGGAAUGCAAAGGUCAGCUGGUUUGUAUGGAUCUCUUAUAGUGCACGAAGCAGAACCACACCGACAACCAUUUAAAUACGAUGGAGAGUUUAAUCUUUUGUUGAGUGACUGGUGGCAUCAGAAUGUUCAUAGACAAGAGGUUGAUCUUUCUGGAGUACCGCUUGUUUUCAUAGGCGAACCCCAGUCUUUACUUAUCAAUGGAAAAGGUCAGUACAAUUGCUCAAUCGCUGCACAUUUUGAUGAGUCUAAAAACGUCUGCAAUUUCACGGAGAAAGAGCAAUGUAAGCCGGAGAUUCUCCAAGUGAAGCCAAACAAGAAAUAUCGGAUAAGGCUAGCUAGUACUACUGCACUGGCUUCGCUCAACUUCAUGAUCCAGGGUCACAAGCUAGAAGUGGUGGAGGCAGAUGGAAACUAUGUGAAGCCAUUUUUAGUUGAUGAUCUUGAUAUUUAUUCCGGAGAAAGCUAUUCAGUUCUGCUGAAUACUAAUCAAGGCCCCCCCUCGGGAAAUUAUUGGAUCUCGAUAGGGAUAAGAGGAAGAAAGCCUGGCAAACCUCCAACUCCUCCAGCUUUGGCAAUCCUAAAUUACUACCCCAUGACCCCCGUGUCAAAGCACCCAAGUUCAGCUCCUCCGGUUCAUCCUGUCUGGGAUAAUUACACCCAUAGCAAACUAUUUUCAAAUAGUAUCAAAGCUCUGACAGGCCCAAAAUCUUAUUUAAACUAUAAGCCCCCUCCGCUUAAACAAGACAGGAGAAUUGUGCUUCUCAACACACAAAACUACAUAAAUAAUUACACAAAGUGGACGAUCAACAACAUUUCCUUAACGUUGCCAAGCACGCCUUACUUGGGAGCCAUCAAGUACGGUAUAGACAAUGCAUUCACUCAACAGAGUCCUCCGGAUCAUUACAAUAGUCCAAAUUACAACAUCAACUACCCUCCACCGCGUGACACAAAUGCAAUCCACAGCAAUGCAGUGUACAAGCUGCCAUCCAAUAAGGUGAUCGACGUGGUUCUUCAAAACGCCAACAUGCUGACCGAAGGCCACAGCGAGAUUCACCCUUGGCAUUUGCAUGGGCAUGAUUUCUGGGUGCUGGGAUAUGGAGAAGGGAAGUUCAGUGAUGCAAAUGAGACUCUGUUUAACACGGUGGAUCCGCCUUUAAGGAACACUGUGGUGGUUUAUCCAUAUGGUUGGACUGCACUGAGAUUCGAAGCUGAUAAUCCAGGCGUCUGGGCAUUUCACUGUCAUAUCGAGCCACAUUUGCAUAUGGGCAUGGGUGUCAUAUUCGCGGAAGCUGUGGAGGAAAUUAAAAAGAUGAAAGUGAACAAAGAAGCUCUGGUUUGUGGACUCACUGGGAAGAUGUUCAUGAACAGCCACAGAGAUUAAGAUUAGCUGAAAAGAUUUGUGAGCCAUUAGACUUGUUGAGGGUUUAGUUUUAUGACUAAUUAUAUCUUGUGAUUUAAAAGCAAUCAAGUUGUGAUUUAAAAGCAAUCAAGUUGCUGGCCUUGUACCAUUUUAUUUCUAGUGCAAAUUGGUUGGAUCA
This is a messenger RNA of Daucus carota subsp. sativus, 2058 nucleotides long. Its product is annotated as L-ascorbate oxidase. Gene Ontology annotation, cellular component: extracellular region; plasmodesma. The coding region runs from base 105 to 1901 and encodes 598 amino acids. NCBI's taxonomy places the organism in Eukaryota, Viridiplantae, Streptophyta, Magnoliopsida, Apiales, Apiaceae. Gene Ontology annotation, molecular function: oxidoreductase activity; copper ion binding. The record is from RefSeq and is a predicted model, not a curated record. The transcript is spliced from 5 exons.